AUGUGGGCGCAGGUGGAGAUCAAGCUGCGGCUGCCCAACAAGGAGGCCCACGACAGGGUGGCGCACGAGCUGCGCUCGGGCUUCCGCGAGACGCACCACCAGGAGAACUACUUCUUUGACGGCAAGAACGGCGAGCUGGGCAAGCAGCGCCAGGUGCUGCGCUGCCGCUUCUACAACCAUGACAAGCGUGCCAUCGUCACCCUCAAGGGAGGGCAGGUGAUCACAGACGGUGUGGGCCGCGGGUCUGAGGUGGAAGAUGAUGUGGAGCCUGUGGCUGCGCGUGACUUCCUGACUGAUCCCACCAAGCUGCUGUCUGUGGGCCUGCCUUUUGUGGAGGACCUGCGCACGAAGCAGAAUGUGACCGAGUUGGUGAGCUUGGGGGGCUUCAAGAAUGUGCGGAGCGAUUUUGACUUUGAGGGUGUCAAGCUUGAGCUGGACGAGACCCAGUUCGACUGGGGCACUGUGUAUGAGAUCGAAGUGGAGACGCCGGAGCCAGAGAAGCUCAAGCCAAAGCUGGAGCUAUUGCUGAAGAGCAGGGACAUCCCAUAUGCCUACAACACAACAACAAAGUUUGCCAAUUUUGUCAACCGCACUUUGAAGUGA
Messenger RNA from Coccomyxa subellipsoidea C-169, 603 nucleotides. RefSeq lists its product as hypothetical. Lineage: Eukaryota; Viridiplantae; Chlorophyta; Trebouxiophyceae; Coccomyxaceae. The transcript has 4 exons. The record is from RefSeq and is a predicted model, not a curated record. Bases 1 to 603 code for a protein of 200 amino acids.